AUGCCACCUCAAAACCGCGCCCGUGAGGGCUCCAUCCCAGGGACCGUCGACCUAUCAGCUGCAGAAGGCGAAACUACGAAUGCCAGUUAUGGACAAGCACUCUAUCCUGUUCCUACGGAUGAUCCCAAUGAUCCACUUCUUUGGCCAACCUGGAAAAAGACCUCCAUUCUCAUCAUUGUUUCGAUAUACUCCUUCCUCGGCAACUGCUCCCUUGUUGGGCCGUCCGUCUAUAUUGAAAUUUAUAGUGAGGAGUUUGAUAUCUCGCAUGCUGAUGCGUCGGGGCUGAUUUCGUAUCCAAAUUUGGCGUUUGGCUUUGGGUCGUUGGUACUUGUCCCGAUGUACCUCAAACUAGGGAGGCGAUUUGUGACGCUUUUGUCUAUGGUCAUGUUCGUCGCCGGCCUCAUCGGCGCUUCCCGCGCAACAAGCUUCACCGGCCUCAUGAUUGCUCGAGUCUUCCAUGGCUUCGGCAGUGGAGUAUGCGAGUCUCUUCCCGUGCAGCUGGUGAACGAUAUCUUCUACCUGCAUGAGCGGGGGAAGAGGAUUGGGUACUAUACUGUCUGCUUAUGCCUCGGCUCUACGGGGCCCCUUUAUGCUGGUUAUAUGCUUGCUGGCGGAUACUCUUGGCGGCUGUUCUUCUAUGUCGUUGCGGCUUUCGCUGGGGCGUUGCUCGUGGCUGCAUUCUUUCUGGUCGAAGAGUCGCGGUUUCAUCGACCGGGGCCUGUGGUGGUAUCAACGCCUAAUUCUGGACCGGGGGGCUCACUCGAAGAGGACGAAAACGAGAAGCAAGUAGGGCAUGCUACAGAGGUUGAAGCGCUACCAGCCUCCAACGCAAGCCCCGACCCCAUCCCGAAACGGAGAUCCUUCAUGGAGACGCUCAAGCCCUAUGCACCCAUCGACCACGAAGCAGAGUUCUUCGGCACUAUACUGCGCUCCUUCGCGUACUUCCUUGUCCCCGCCGUGCUCUGGGUAAUCACCAGCUACGGAAUCUACAUCGGCCUCGGCGCCCUAACAUUCAACUACACCUUCCCGCUCCUAAUAACUACAUCCCCCUACAACUGGCCGCAAACAUCCAGCGGCCUAAUCGCCCUCGCAACAAUCCUCGGCUUCGCAAUCGCCCUCCCCUUCACACCAACCUCCGACAUCAUCGCAGCCAAACUAACCAAGAAAAACUCGCACGUCCGGGAGGCCGAGAUGCGCUUGCCUGCUCUCCUCCCUGCAAUCCUUCUCGCACCUGCCGGCCUAAUAACGUACGGUCUAACCGCACAGAACGAACUCCACUGGACGGGGUACUUCGCAGGCGUGGCAAUGACGCAAUGCGGCGCGUACUUCUUCUUUACGUUUACGCUGGCGUAUAGCGUAGACAGUUACUUUGCAGAUGUGAGUGAGAUGCUUAUCGCAAUGAAUCUGGGCAAGCAGGCGAUUUCGUUUGGGAUGGGGAGUUACCUGUUGGAUUGGAUCGAGGAGCGGGGGUACGCUGUUGUUAUUGCGGGGGUGUUUUGUGCGGUUGCUGUUGCGAAUAAUCUUGUGGUUGCCGUGUUUUGGGUUUGGGGGAAGAGGAUUAGGAUAGGCACGAGUAGGGGGUGGCUGGGAGGUCUGUCGAGGAGGGGGCAGAGGGCGGUGCUUUGA
This is a messenger RNA of Aspergillus mulundensis, 1626 nucleotides long. RefSeq lists its product as uncharacterized. Bases 1 to 1626 code for a protein of 541 amino acids. The record is from RefSeq and is a predicted model, not a curated record. Gene Ontology annotation, molecular function: transmembrane transporter activity. The transcript has 6 exons. Lineage: Eukaryota; Fungi; Ascomycota; Eurotiomycetes; Eurotiales; Aspergillaceae. Gene Ontology annotation, biological process: transmembrane transport.